CUGCCCAAGCAACAGAAACGAAAAAACCUUCACGAACAGGCCCCAGACUUUGCUUUGCCCAGGAGGCCUCACGUACAAGAAAGCGUUCUGCUUCAUUGCCACCAUGAAGAUUCUAUCUUUCGCCACCCGCCAGUUCUACCAGAGCAGCCAAGCUGCGUCCUUGCCACACAAAGUGAAGUUUGCUGUCUCCGUCGUCCAACUUCCGUGGGACACUCACAACUGCAAAUCCUCUCUCGUUAUCCGGUUGAAACGCAACUAUGCUACCACUACUUGGCAACGUACGCAAAGGGUUGCCUUGCCCGAAGUCGCUGGUGAUCCUUCCAUUAUUAAAAGCGCCUUUCGCGAACGCUUGGAUGCCGAACGGGCGCAAGCGCUCCUAGGCGGCGGCCAAAAACGCAUCGACAAGAUACACGCCAGGGGAUCACUUACCGCCCGGGAACGCUUGGAGCUCUUGUUCGAUAACGAGAGCUUCCACGAAUUGGAUCAACUCAAGGCUCAUCGAUGUACCGAGUUUGGUAUGGACGAAAAGGAGUUUCCCGGUGACGGUAUCGUCACGGGACACGGAACCAUCAAUGGUCGCGUCGUCUACGCCUUUUCCCAAGAUUUCACCGUCUUGGGUGGAUCGCUUUCGGAAACACACGCCGAAAAAAUGUGCAAGGUCAUGGACAUGGCCAUGCGUGUGCGAGCACCGGUGAUUGGUCUCAACGACUCUGGCGGAGCUCGGAUUCAAGAAGGUGUUGACAGUCUAGGCGGCUACGCCGAAGUGUUUCAGCGGAACGUAGACGCGAGUGGCUUGAUCCCGCAGAUUUCGGUGAUUAUGGGGCCUUGCGCGGGUGGCGCAGUCUACAGUCCCGCCAUGACCGAUUUCAUUUUCAUGGUCGAAGACACUUCCUACAUGUUCGUUACGGGCCCUGAAGUCGUCAAGACAGUCACGAACGAGACGGUCACCAAGGAAGAUCUGGGAGGUGCCCGGGUACACACUGCUAAAAGUGGCGUUGCGCAUGGAUCGUUCUCUAACGAUGUGACGGCACUCCGUUCGAUGCGCCGUCUCUUGGACUUUCUACCGGC
This is a messenger RNA of Phaeodactylum tricornutum CCAP 1055/1, 1068 nucleotides long. RefSeq lists its product with no specific name. Lineage: Eukaryota; Bacillariophyta; Bacillariophyceae; Surirellales; Neidiaceae. Gene Ontology annotation, cellular component: mitochondrion; acetyl-CoA carboxylase complex. The annotation marks the transcript as partial. Gene Ontology annotation, biological process: fatty acid biosynthetic process. The transcript has a single exon. The record is from RefSeq and is a predicted model, not a curated record. Gene Ontology annotation, molecular function: propionyl-CoA carboxylase activity; acetyl-CoA carboxylase activity.